AUGGAUGAGGCAGGCGAAGUACUGGUUAACGAUGAAUUUAAAAUUAAGGCAAAUCUGAACGCUGAAAUAAAUCUUCUGAGACCUGCGAAAUCUGAAUCUAAGGCGGACGACUGUGAUGAUGAUGGGACUAAAAACAUUGAUGUGGAUAUGGAAUUAAACGAACUGAUUGAGAACAACAACCGCAACAAAAACCGCAACAGCAACCGCAACAACAACCGCAACAGCAACAACAACCCUACUGAAAACAGUGACAUUAUGGAAAGUGCACAUUGUAAAAACAACAACAGCAACAAUAACACUAACAACAACAACAAUAAAACAAACAACAACAAUAAAACAAACAGCAACAAUAACACUAACCACGAUCAUAAAAAUAACAACAACCCCAACAAUGACAAUAACAACAAAAAGAGCAAAACCGCGGAUGGAACCAUUGAGAAUGAGGAUAAAUUAGAUUUUGGUGCAAGUACAUCAGUCGAUGCUGAAACAAAAAUUACUACAGAACACAAUCCCGAGAGAGAUAAGAUAAUGUUCAAGAAAAGUGAUAAUAUUUCCUCAGAAACCAUGACUGAUUCGCCUGACGACGUCUCAAAAUCUUCAAAGUACAUAACCGGCGAUACUGUCAUUAGACCGAACUUUGUUAAAAAGCUUGAAAGUUUUGUAGCCUCUAUGAAUGUGACAAGUGAAUUUAAAACGAAUUUAAAAAAUAAAUGUUUGAUAUCUAGCGUCGGAGGGGACAGGAGCGAAAAAAAGUACAAUCUCGUCCAUUCGAGGUCCAACUAUCAACCACACUGUCACUUUGCUGAUUCAAAACCGCUCGAUCUAUCGGUGAGAAAGGGUAACAACUGUUCAUCCCUGCCUGCAAAUUACGCUUACAUGGAGUCUGUAAAGAAUAACAAUUCUCUGAAUGAGCUGGAGAAAAAGUUUGGUCAAAAGUCGCAAAUAUUUGAAAGUAUUGGAGGCACGCAACCAACAUCAUUGAUGUCAUCUUCAACGUCUUCCAUCAUUCCGAAUUGGGUGCCAAGCGCAAAACGAAAUGCUCUUUCUUGGUUCAACAAUGCCUCACUGUACAACAACUUCUACUCUAACCAGUUCAGUUCAUCGUCUUCGUUGAAGGACGACAGCGCAUGCAACUUGUACAUGUCUCCAUACUCUAACAACAAGUCUCCAAUGCAGUCCAGAGAACUGGUCACAAGUUCAUCGCAGGUGUUCGAAGAAUGCUCAUCUACGCUAGAUGGCAGUCAUGAAACUUCUGAUAACUCAACAGAAGUCGAUUCGAAACGGUCGAAAUCCCCAUGUUCAGAUCGAGUCGAAUCAAGUCGAGACGAGAUAGAUCAGUCGAACUUUGAACAAAUUGAACGAUAUUCAAAAUCAGUGAGCAACAUAACUUGUUACAGUUGCAGUAAAGAGUUCAAGUCCUACCUGGAUUUAACGUUGCACAUGAUUCAAACCAACCACUACGACAAUCUCGUGUAUUCGUUGAACUGCAACAAGAGGCCACACUCAACAGCCAGCAGCGGCGAUCUCUCGACUGCCAGCAGCAGCAGCAGCAGCAGCAGCAGCUCAUCGGAGUCUUCCAUUGCUCAUUGUUCGGUGAAAAGUGAGGUGGUCGAUAAGUUGUCAGAGGAAAGAAAAGUUUCUUCGCUGAAGCGGCCUAGAAGUUUAGAUUUUUUUAAAGUUGUAGAAACUGUUGAUGACGCUGACUUGAGAAAUAAAAAUAUUUUUAGAAAUUCAAAAAAGUUGAAAUGCCAAGAAAACGCAGAAACCAGUAGGUUUGUAAUGAAAAGUAAUACAAAUGAAGAUCGAGAUCCCAAUGAGAACUGCGUCGAUGAGCCGCUGAAGAGUCAAUUAUUCAGUAGCAGCAGCAGCAACAACAACAACAAUAUGCACUUGCUCUGGCAAAAUUAUAUUUGGAAAUCAUUAAGCGAUCAACAUAAACAACAGCAACAACAUACACAAGGCUUACCAAUGUCGACACAUUCCCAGCAACAACCGCAACAACAAAAACAACCCCAGCAACAACAACCAGCUGAUCACGCAACUCCGCUUCAUUCCCAACUUCCUGCAUUCCCACUUCCAUUCCUCUUUCUUCCCUGGAUGAAUGCCAGGUUUUUCAACAACAUAAGUGGUUUGAUGAGCAACAACAUCAACAACAACAGCAGCAUCACUUUCCACAACAACAACAACAACGCUACAAACUUCAACACCACCAAUGCAAGUAUUCUCAGCAAUAACAACUUCAGUGGCAACGAUUUUUACAGCAAUCAGCAACAAGCAACAGCUCAGUUUAACUUUCAAAACUUCAAAUACCCACAACUGCACCAUGCACUUCACAAAACCGCAAACCAGCACAACGUCAGCCACGGACCAACAGGCCACACCCAACAAAAACCUACAAAAAACUCAAGAUCAAAUCCUAAACCUCAAAGACACGGCAUCAACCCCAACGAUAUUCUCACCACCAUCACCAGCAACGACAACGUUAACAACCAAACUAACGCCAUAAACAACACAAAUGUUAACACCAGUAAUGGCAGCAGCAACAACAACAUCAGCAAAAACGACUUAAAAUCAUCAGUCUCCGACACUUCUUCUUCUAACUCUGCUCUCAAACAACUUGAAGGAAUGGUCUACGGCAGAAGAUGCGCACCACCAAAAAUCGAAUGCAGUCCAAGAAUUUACAAUAAAAUUUCACAAAGUUUUUACAACAAAACAUCUACGAAGAGUUCCAGCAGUAGCAAACAAAAAGGUGACAAAUAUUUAGCCCAACAAUACAGCAACAACACAAUUAACAACAACAACUACUUGUAUGAUAACUCGGUGCCCAGGUUGACAUCACCAUCAUCAUUAAGUUUUCACCAUCACCAUCGCGCUCACAACAACAGCAGCAACCACAACCACCACAGCAACAACAUCAGCGAAAACGCAGUUGUUUUAAACAACACCACCACCAGCAACAACAGCAGCAGCAGUUCGAACUCAAUUCUGGAUAAGUUUUACAAGUACCAGCAACUGGCGAACGAUUUAUCGAAAAGUACCAAAUAA
Helobdella robusta is the source of this 3045-nucleotide messenger RNA. RefSeq lists its product as hypothetical. Bases 1 to 3045 code for a protein of 1014 amino acids. The transcript has a single exon. Lineage: Eukaryota; Metazoa; Annelida; Clitellata; Rhynchobdellida; Glossiphoniidae. The record is from RefSeq and is a predicted model, not a curated record.